Molecule: messenger RNA, 3660 nt
Organism: Blepharisma stoltei
Lineage: Eukaryota; Ciliophora; Heterotrichea; Heterotrichida; Blepharismidae
Source: the annotation of a GenBank genome assembly
AUGAUUUUUUUGGCGUUGGUGCUCAUGGCUUCUCUUAUCCUGGCUUCGUCAAAGCUUUCUUUGCAUAUUCUUCACGAUGAAGAGACCGAUCAAGAAUUACUGGUCCAGGUCUUUAAUGAUUUAAAUACAUUGUAUCUAGACCAAAUUGAUCUAUUUCAAGAUUUCGUUGGUGAAAGUUCAGAAAUAGGCCAAACUUAUACAAAUCCCACAAUUGUAAUUGACAUAACGAAAAUAUUAUUAAUUAAACAAAAAAUCAAAGAGUCAGCGAGAAUAUUUAAUUUUGUCCACAUAUAAUAUUUUCCUUGAUUUUCUAUUAUUCAAUUCGAUUCAAUUUCUUAAUACCAUUUAAGUCAAACAAUAUAACAAUUUUUGGACAAUAUGAAAGUUUUGAUCAGUGAGAGUAUUUUUCUCAUAUAUCGAUUUCUAAUCAUGCUCAGGCUAUGUCAAGCAUGCUUUCAUUUUUAGAUUGAAAUAAAAUUGGGUUUUUAUACAGCAAUUCCUUUCAAAAUAUUGAAUUUCGUAAUGCAUUAGAAGAAGAAUUGAUUUUUAAUAAUGAUAUUAGUUACAUAUCAAGAGGAUUUGGGAACUGGCUAAGCCAAGAUUUAUCUGAUAAUUUAAUUUCAAAAGAAAUCAAAGCAAAAGGGUUAAAUACUAUUAUAAUAUCUAAUGAAGGUGAAGGAGCUCGAAAGUUGAUGCAGAGUUUUGAGUUAAAAAAUAUGUAUAAAGAGGGAUUUGGGGUAAUACUUGGAAGCUUAGCUAUAUGAGGCCCAAAUAAUGAUGGCCUGGUAUUUAUUGUUGAAAAAGGCUUAGAAAGUGCUGAAAAUUUGAAUCAUUACCAUUCCUUAAGCAUUAUUAAUUUAUUGAGCAAUAUUAAUAUAAACUCGGAUUCAAUUUACAUUGUAAAAGAAAAGCUUUGAAAUUCCACAGCUAAUCAGCACCCUUUAAAUUCAUUUUCUAUAGUGAAUAUUCAAGAGAAAACCAAAAAGAUUGUUGGUUAUAUACAAAAUAAUACAGUCAGCCUUACUGAGCAAAUAAUAUUCCCUGGAAACAGUAAAAAUACCCCAAAAUCAGCAAAGCCACCAAUUGUGAUAUCAAUUGCAUCUGGAGACACAAAUUUUAAUGGGGUUGUUCUCGGCUCGAAUAGCUAUUUUAAAAUUGGUUCCUUUUUUGCCUUGAUGUACGCAAAAUACAUUCACUUUUUGGAUGAUUUUAAUUUAAAUUUGUAUUCCACAGACUGCAGUGCUGAUUUUUACCUCCGCCCUUUUUCAUAUAAUUGUUUAUCAAGGCAAAAAUCAAAUUUAGGUGUUGCUUUUUUACCUUCUUAUAAUGAUAAUGUUUGCUAUGGGACUAUCAGCGAUUUUAGGGCUCUUGGGAUAAAAAUCCCACUAGUUUCAGACCAAUGCACAAGUGAAAUUUUUACCAAUAAAACAGCUUAUCCAGAAUUCAUGAGGAUUAUGAAAAGUUUUGCAUUUCAUUCGAACACCUUAGCAUAUCUUAUGAGUAUUUUUAAUUGGGAUUGUGCAGUUGUUUUUUAUGAAAAUUCUACUUUUGGCUUGAAUAUGUAUAAAUCUUUUUCAAGUAUCGCAAACAGUUUAGGGAUAAAAAUAGUAAAUGAUGAGGAUAAAAGAAUGCUGGAUCCGCUAUAUGGCCCAGAUUUGUAUCAAAAUUAUACUGAGUACAUGAAAAAUGCUAUAAAAACUCAAUGUAAAAUAAUUGUCCCUUUAUUAGAAGGAAACGUUAUUUUUAACUUAUUUGGGCAACUGCAUGAUGAAGGGAUAAGGCUAGGAGAUUUUAUUUAUUUAUUAUAUUAUCCUAUAGCAGGAUUUUUUGAACACUCACAAGGAAUCACAAAUAAGACAAGAGCAAAUGUUAAAGAAUUAGCAUAUGGCUCGUUCGGGCUUUGGCAAUCUGAAUGGGUUGGGAGCUAUGGAAAAUCAUUAAUUGCGUUAGGAAACAAAUUUUAUGGAUAUUUUAUGUAUGGUGGGACGUGCCCUGCUUUUGAUGCAUUUAUGCUGACAAUUAAUGGAAUAAAAUACCUGAUUGAUGCUGGAGAAGACUAUGAAGAUCCUGACUUAUUAAAUGCUGGAUUACGAAAGGUAAAAUUCAUGGGAUGUUCAGGGACUGUGCAAAUUUCAAGUAACUCUAAUGAAAGGAGCUCAGCGAUAAUCAGCAUAAUGAAUGAAAUUUACAAUGAAACGCUUGGGUAUUAUUUAAAUGUAGAAGUCGGAACUUACAGCAUUGGGAGUAAUCCGCCUUUUGUAUUUACAAAAAAUAUUAUUUGGCCAGAUAUCCUAUUUUAUCUAAUUAUUUUUUUUUUCUCAUUAAUUAAGAUAAUAUUUAUAAUAAAAAAAUGAUCGUGCUCGAUAGUAUAACACCCAAAAUAUCCCAGGAGAAAAAAGACUGAACCCUGAUAACUGUCCAUUUAACUUGCAUUUAAUCCAAGAUUCAGAUUUUGGUUACGGCUUAUAUUAUGGAUUUGUUUUUGGAACAGCUUUUAUCGUCGCUGCUUUAUCCAUUAUUAUAUUAGUGAAAUUAUAUUGAAAUACUCAGCUACCAAUGAUCACUGUUAGAAGUGAAAUAACAGCCCACGAUUACAUUAUAAUGGCAAUGAUUCUUAUUGAUUUUUUACAGUAUUUAGCCAUGGGUCCUGAUAUUAGCGCAUUUGAUCAAGUUACUUCUUUCUUAUAUGACUAUGCAGCAGUCAACUUAUCAGUUCUCAUUAAUUUUAAGGGAAAUCCUUAUUGAAUUGCUAUUGCAGUGACAUUCUCUGUUUGCUAUUUAUGGCUAUUUCUAUCUUUGUUUAUUUAUUUUAAUCUUCAUGAAUGAAAAAAUAUUGAUUUAUUUAAUAAUAUUGGGAUUUUUGCUAAAUUUAUAACUCCGAUUAUAGGGAACUUAGGAUUCAUCCCAAUAACCCAUAUUCUCCUGACAAUUUUUCAAUGCGAAAAAGGAAUAGGAAGCAGACUAACUGAGAGCUUUAUGAAUCAUGACUGCUCAGUUUUUUGCUAUGAAGAUGAACAUAUUUUCUUUGUAAUUUUAUCAAUGAUUACUCUUUUGAUUUAUUUGCCUUUAUCAAUUGUAUGUAGACCAUGCUGGCAAAGCAUAAAUAUUAAUGCAAAUGUGUACUCAAACCCUUCAUUUUUAGUUGCCAAAAGUAUUUUUCAAAUUAUUACGGUCGCUUUAAACAAAACACUGAAACAUUACAGCCAAUCUUUAGAUGGAGGGAUUUAUUUUAUAUUUGUCGUAUUUUUUAUAUUCUUUGUGACAUAUAAAAAGCCAUAUAAUUACAAUAGAUGCAAUCUAUGGACAACAAUAUCAUUAAUAGCGUUGGCGUGGAGCCUAAUUUUGUCUUCGAUUUAUUAUUCAGUUGAUUACUCAGACUAUAAAGUUUGGAUGGCAAUGCAAUUUGGAGGAUGGAUAAUAAUUGUUGUAACUGGCAUAUUAAUUCAAAGGAAAAUGUACCCAAGCUUACUUUAUUCAGUUAAAGGGCUUGAAAUUAGCAUUUUCUUUAAAUUUGCAUUCACAAAGCAAGUCAUGCUUGAGCAAGUUAUGAAGAAGCAAUUUAGGGCUUAUGAGGUUUAUGAUGCAGACCAGCAAAAAAAUUCAAGCAACAUGAAUUCGAAAAAUGAGUUCAUUGAUAGUCAAUUCGUUUUAAGUGUUUAA